AUGGUGAAAUCUACGCAUAAGGCACCUUUCCUCCAGAGGAUUGGGCUGUCGUCUCCGACCUUUCCUCUCCAGAGGAUUGGGCUGUCACGUUCCGACCAAAAUCGUCAGAAGGCACCUUCCUCAGAGGAUUGGGCUGUCGUCCGACCAAAAUCGCCAGAAGGCACCUUCCUCUCCAGAGGGUUGAGCUGUCACGGGUCAGAAGGCACCUUUCCUCCAGAGGAUUGGGCUGUCACGUCUCCGACCAAAAUCGUCAGAAGGCACCUUUCCUCCAGAGGAUUGGGCAGUCACGUCUCCGACCAAAAAUCGUUCAGAAGGCACCUUUUCCAGAGGAUUGGGCUGUCACGUGACCAAAAUCGUCAGAAGGCACCUUUCCUCUCAGAGGAUUGGGCUGUCACGUCUCCGACCAAAAUCGUCAGAAGGCACCUUUCUCCAGAGGAUUGGGCUGUCACGUCUCCGACCAAAAAUCGUCAGAAGGCACCUUUCCUCCCAGAGAUUGGGCUGUCACGUCUCCGACCAAAAUCGUCAGAAGGCACCUUUCCUCUCCAGAGGAUUGAGCUGUCACGUCUCCGACCAAAAUCGUCAGAAGGCACCUUUCCUCUCCAGAGGAUUGGGCUGUCAUUGCCUGACCAAAAUCGUCAGAAGGCACCUUUCCUCUCCAGAGGAUUGGGCUGUCACGUCUCCGACCAAAAUCGUCAGAAGGCACCUUUCCUCUCCAGAGGAUUGGGCUGUCACGUCUCCGACCAAAAUCGUCAGAAGGCACCUUUCCUCUCCAGAGGAUUGGGCUGUCACGUCUCCGACCAAAAUCGUCAGAAGGCACCUUUCCUCUCCAGAGGAUUGGGCUGUCACGUCUCCGACCAACGUGUCGCUAUACACGAGAGAAAACUACAAAGAAAACUUAUCCAAUCAAAUCUGUUUAUUGACAAUGACUUCAUCAAGCAGGCUAUGUUUUCUCUAUGUGUCAGUGAACAAGACAUUGUUGCCCCGGAUUCGUUUAAUAUUCGCCAAUAUGGAGAGCUUUUUUUUUUCAUCUUCUUUGUUUCUCCAGACAAAAGACCUGUUCAUGCAGAGGCAGCUUGCUUGUCAUUUUGUCGAGACUCGCAAAAACUACUUAACGUGAUUAAAUACGCCAAUAAUCAUUGCCAUCGUCUUCUAUAA
Acanthosepion pharaonis is the source of this 1155-nucleotide messenger RNA. Lineage: Eukaryota; Metazoa; Mollusca; Cephalopoda; Sepiida; Sepiidae. The record is from the annotation of a GenBank genome assembly.